AUGGAAGGCAUCUCAGGGCCCCACUACCUGCAGGCCGUCAGUGAGUUGAAAGCAAUCAAGGCGUCGUCGUUGGCAGCGAAACCUUGGGAUCAGCAGCGGAAGUCCCUGCACGAUCAGCUCGAUGUGACGAGGAAGAAGCUCGCCAACGCCAAGCAAGAGUGUGAUAAAUCAGUGGAGACCAUGGUGACAUUGGCCAACGAGUAUGAGAAGCAGGUCAAGCACGUCUCUGAUCUGACUGCAGAGGUGCAGCAGUUGGAGACCCAGCACCAGAUGGCGGUCCAGCAGGCGCUCAAGGAGCACGUGCCCGAGACCCCCACGCUGGAGUCGUACAUUACCAGCCAGUUCCCGCCAGGGCUCACGCCCUCCCCCGAGGUGCAGAUGGCGGUCGCGCAGCUCUCCGCCAAGCUGCACGAGGAGUGGACCAAUGCCCAGGCGAACAUCCUGUCGCAGCAGUCCCAGGCCCCAGCCUCGCAGGGCAACGAGGCGCCCGCGGAGGCCGCUCCAGGGGGGGGCGGGGGCCUCAGCGCGGCUGCCGACGCGGCCCUCGACGCGGAGCAGUCGGCCAUGGAGGAGGAGGUGGAGCACCAGCGCCUCGCGGGCAUCAAGCGCGCGGGGGAGGCGCUCGGCCAGGUGCUCAACCUGCAAGGCCAGAACGUCUCGCAGACGGAGGAGCAGCAGGGCCAGGUCGCCGAGCUCCAGAAGGCUGCCAAGACCCUGUGCGUCGCCGCCAAGGGCAAAGGCGGCAAGGGGCCAGACGGCAAGUCGUGUGGGUAA
This is a messenger RNA of Prorocentrum cordatum, 774 nucleotides long. The record is from the annotation of a GenBank genome assembly. Lineage: Eukaryota; Dinophyceae; Prorocentrales; Prorocentraceae.